AUGCCCGACAUGCCUGACGUCCAGCCCUCUCGCGAUGUCGUCGACACCAGGCACUCGUCUGUAAACCUCGAGGAUACCACUCUUGUCCUCUCCAGUGAUGCGCAGUGGCACACGGCCCAGGUAAACCAGUAUCCCACCUGGUUUGAGGCGCGAGGCUACAGGGACUUUGACGACUUUAUCGAAAGGCGCCGCCUGUUCUUUGACCGCACAGCACGGUGGAACGCAACUGACGGAAAGCCAACCUUCCUGACGUGGGCACUUGUCCCGCGCAGCGAUCCGGGCACGGGAAACAUCCUGUGUGGCUGCGAAACCUACCUCCGUCCAGGCGUGUAUCUGCCACCCGGUUCUUCGGAGCCCAUCGACUGCACGAGCUACGGCAUCGCGUGCGUGUACACGAAUGCCGCACAUCGUGGUAACGGCUACGCGCGGCAUAUGAUGCGGCUGCUACACUAUAUCCUUGCGCCGGCUGACACACUGCCUCCCUUCCCAUUAACGUGGGGCAAGCCGCCAGUGAUUCCCUCCGGCAUGCAGGACGCGGUAUUUAGCGUUCUCUACAGCGGAGUUGGCAAGGAAUUCUACGCCAAGUGCACGAAGGGCGAAAAUGAGCCUGGUUGGAUGCCCGAGGAGCUUAUCGUUCGUCAGUGGAACGUCCAGCAGCCCGCCACGGAGCCAGACCUCGAGGGCUGGACGUGGCUGCACCGAGACGAGCUGCCUGCGUGGGAGCAGGAGGCAUCACACCGUAUCCGCCGCGACCUGAUCAAUAAGGGUGACAAGAACAAGACUCGCCUCGCUAUCCUGCCUGAUCCUGGCUGCUUCGGUGUGCACGCAGUGCGGUACGAAGUCAUCCCUGGGGCGCGGCCAGAAGCAGCCUACGGCCUCGUGCUUCCGGAAGUUGAUGGCGAACGGCCGUUCUUCACGUAUAGCGUCAAGCCUGGGGCACGCAGGAAGCCUGAGGAGUUGCGUGACUCAGAAACGGAGCCGCAGGACUCUCCUGAGGCGUACAAUGCUCACGACCGCGCACGCCUAGUCGUUAUGUACUCGACCCCAGGCGUGCCGUGGUACGCGGUUGUUGCCGCGGCGACUCGGGAAGGGGUGAAUCGCAUCGAGGCAUGGCAAGGGUACGGGUGGGAUGAGGAAGCGGGGGGUGCAGUUAUGCUCCCAGAAGAGAACCAGCCGUGUCUGGCAGUGUAUGGGGUAACUGACAACGACGUCGAGUGGGAGUUUGAUGAGAAGUGGGUCUGGGGCAGGCAGAACUGA
Messenger RNA from Cutaneotrichosporon cavernicola, 1257 nucleotides. RefSeq lists its product as uncharacterized. The coding region runs from base 1 to 1257 and encodes 418 amino acids. The transcript has 3 exons. The record is from RefSeq and is a predicted model, not a curated record. Lineage: Eukaryota; Fungi; Basidiomycota; Tremellomycetes; Trichosporonales; Trichosporonaceae.